ACAUUUCCUUCAAUAAUUUUAGUAAUCACUGCCCUAGGAAUGAGCAUGUUGGAGAAAUUCUCUUAACAUGAUUACAUCUUUUUCAUGAUGUCUCGUUUACUAACCACGGAACCAGGUGCAAGGCACGAUAAAUAUCGAAAGAAAGGACUUGAUAAACUAUGCAUUGAUGACACUAUUGACGAAGGCUACUCAUCUGGGAACCCAUUUACAACUCAAUAUCCAGUCAGUUCAGAUGCAGCACCAUCGAAGAUGAGUAAAAAGAAAGUUAUAAACAAUUGGACACCUAAAACCGAGAAUCAAAAUACUCAAGUAAAAGAAGGAAACCAUUCGAGUGCGACAGAAGAAACUGUUACCCGGCCAAAAAUGCUCCCAAGGACUGAAAGUCGGACUUUUGUGUUUAUUUACGAUGAAGAAGAGAAAAAAAGCAAGGCUGUUGCAGCUCCAGAUAACCUGAAGGUAGAUGUUCCUGUUUUGUUACAGUACAAUCUAACAGAGGAAGCCAUUGAAAAGUGCCUUGAAAAACCACAAUUAGGGGAAAGCCCAACUGAAGAAAGUAUUGAUGAGAUGGAUAACAACAGCAAUUUUCCUGCGGUUACAUCAGACAACAAGGUCCUUGCUUUGGGAGGGAAAUACACUUCACCUACAGAAAGUCUAUUAAGGAAUAGAGAGAGGGAUGAACUGAAGAACAAGGGUAUGCAUGUGGUUAAGUGGUUAGUGAAUCUAGAUCAUACUAAUGAAAAACCACUUACAUGAAAUCAGAUCACAUGAUGUACUUGACUUAGUUAUCGUCUUCUUUCUUCAAAGCUUCCUAAUUGUGUUUGUUUUGUUGAGUGUUAAUUGUGCUAUAUAUGCCGUCUGUCGUUUACCCUCGUGUUAAGGUGUAAAGCCCCCCCCCCCCCCCCACGAAAAGCCUUUUAUUGCUUCCUAUUUUACUAUGCGUUUUUGCUCUACGGAAAAUAUUAGUCGAAUGUUUAUUACAAAUCAACACUGACCACAACUUUUGUAUUUCCAUCAUUCUUAACAAAAAGGUCUUAAAUCUAGCUUAAACUUUAUCCCUCAUUACAGAUAAAUGAGGACGGGGUGCAUCAUUUUGUCACAGAGGUCAGAAGCUUAAAUGCUUGGUCACCAAAAUACCUACACAGAAGGAAAAAUAAUGUGACUGAUCUCUUUUUUUUUUAAAUCUGUUAUCACGAUAUAAAAUAAUUUCUCGCUUUAGUUUGGUUUUGAUAUAUAUCGGAACUCGAUCCUUUUCAAAACAUUUGUUUGUUUUUUAAUAUUCUGCAUGCUGGCAAUACAAUUUUUUUUCAAGUUUGAUAAUUUGACAACCCCUGCAACCUUCUAGAAAAUCGAUAUGUAUUAAUAGAAAAUGCAAUUAUGUUCAAUGUUUUGCUUGUCAGUUAUACGUAUAUUAUUAUUUUAUUUUCUUUGUUCAUGUGUUUAUGAAAAAGUGUUGCAGAAACCAAUAAAUGAAAUGAAAAUAAUUUGACAAUUGAAUUUUUUAUUUGUACAUAGUCGAUAUUAGCGAAUGUUCGCAAAUGUGACGCAGACGGAUUCUACAACAUAAUAAAUCAAAUGGACAACUUAGAGGUCUUUGUCGAAAAAUGGUGAACCUGGACAGCAGAUCGUCCUAAGGAUCGGAGCUGAUGAAAACUUGCAAAUAAUGUCGUUUGUCUAGAGACCAGGACGACAUUGCUGUUUUAGUUCACCGAUUUUCGACAAAGUCUCCUUUGUCAUGAAGGGCAAUAUUCUCAACGUUCCAAAACGACUGUCUCUUGUGACUCCCCGGCUCUCGAAUACGACAAUAUCAUCAGUUUUGUGUAAUAUGUAAUAUACAUGUAUAAUAACACGAUUCAUAUAUUAAAGUUUUAGCUAUUCGUUCCCACACAAUUCCAUGUUACUCUUGAAAUGACAACUCCGGUGUUUUAAUGAGAGGAAGAAUAAGAAGAAGAAAAAAAAGAAAAAAAUUAAGAAAGGCUAAUGAGAGCAAAAUAAAUGAAAUAAGAUACGAUUAUUAAAACCCCUGUAACUUUUUAAUUGUUCACAUGUCUUUUAAUUGUGACAAAGUGGACGAUAUUCAUGUAAAGUACUCAUGUUUUCCGAUGUUACACAAUAUGCUACAUGAUUGUAUACGAGUUGUAGGCCUCCCUCGUUGUUGGACAAGUUGACUUGAAAGAGAUAAGCAAAACAGGCAUAAGAAAAAAAAUCAUCAAAUCGGAUGUGAAAUAAGAAAUGAAUGAGACUAUUUUAUUACUAAUUUUUUUAAUCAAUAACCCCCAUAGGUAUGCACAAUACGGAUUUUAUGUACAAUAAUGAGAUAGUUGAUGAUGACACACACUCUAUUUGUUUUGUAUUUCAUAAUUUCGAAUUAUAAAAAAAAAUCAAUGAUAUAAAACUUUAUUUGAAUUAAGCAUCUAUCAUGUCUAUUCAUCUACUGCUGUACAAUAUUAUGAUUUACAGGAAAGACAUUAAUUAUCGUGAAAAAAAUAUCUAAAAAUGAAUAUUUGAUAUAGUGAAAACAUCAUCGGAUAUACCGCCCAUUUGUGAAAAUUGAACAAUAGGCCUACUGGAAAAUGUAUGUAUAGAGAAAGAAAAUAAUAAAGAAAAAAAAAGAUACAACUGAUUACUCUCCAUUGGAUAAGUUCGACUACAUGAAAUUUAUGAUUCUCAAGUUCAUACUGAUUUUUUUUCGUUGUUUGAGUGGUACUGUGAUGCCAUAUGAUUGUCGCUAAAUUGUGCAGGGUUAAGAACAUUAAAAGAUAUUCUGAUGACCUGA
Lytechinus pictus (painted urchin) is the source of this 2773-nucleotide messenger RNA. RefSeq lists its product as uncharacterized. NCBI's taxonomy places the organism in Eukaryota, Metazoa, Echinodermata, Echinoidea, Temnopleuroida, Toxopneustidae. Bases 85 to 753 code for a protein of 222 amino acids. The record is from RefSeq and is a predicted model, not a curated record. The transcript has a single exon.